UGUUGGUCGAUUCAAUUAUAUUCUAUAGGUACAUUCGUACCUAUAAAAAAAUCCUACCUAAUGAUUGGUAGGUGUAGUUGUUUAUCUUUUAAUUUAUGAUCUGUAAUAAUUAGCUUGAUAUUGUUAUAACUUAUUAUAAUACUUACUAUAUGUACGUCAGUGAGUUCUUAGUACUCAGUCAAUUCAGUUCGGUGGUGUUUUUAUGUGUUCUCUUGUCCUUAUCAUUCUAUUUAACACGAUAAUAAACACGUACUGUGCUUUCAGUUACUAAAUUUAAACAUAGUAUUUAAUUUAAUUUACAAUGCCACCAUCAUUAUUAAGUUAUGAAACCCUGGUUCAUGCUGUGGCAGGAGCAACGGGUAGCGUUGUUGGAAUGGCAGCUUUUUAUCCAUUAGACACAUUGAGAUCAAGAUUGCAAGUUGAUAAUGAUUUAAAAAUGAAAGGCUCAUCAUGGGAGUUGCUGUUGCGCCUAGCUAACGAAGAGGGUAUUGAAGCAUUAUACCGUGGCAUAUCCCCUGUGCUGCAAUCAGUCUCUGUUUCAAAUUUUGUUUAUUUUUAUGUGUUUCAUGCAUUGCGUAGACUUCAUACUGGUGAAGUAUCAGCUUUAAGGGACUUAUUAAUUGGUUCUGUUGCCGGUGUUGUAAAUGUAAUUAUAACAUCACCUCUUUGGGUCGUUAAUAUGAGAAUGAAAGUUGAUAAGAAUUCUUAUGAUAGUUUAUUAAGUGGUCUUAUUGAAAUAUCUAAAAAAGAGGGAGCAAAGGGAUUAUGGUCUGGUGUUUUACCAUCACUGUUAUUAGUUUCAAAUCCAGCCAUCCAGUUUAUGAUUUAUGAAUAUUUAAAAAGACAUAUUGUAGCCAGUGGUAAAUUCAAUGCUUACUCUGCAUUUUUAAUAGCUGCUAUUGCAAAAGCUAUAGCCACAACUUUGACUUAUCCACUUCAGCUUAUACAGUCGAGGCUUCGUGCUGGCACGAGUUUGAAGCCUUUGUGGAGAGACGUAAAAUCAAAACCGUCAGUAAUGUUCCGAGGACUAGAAGCAAAAUUAUUACAAACAGUCAUGACAGCUGCUUUGAUGUUUUUUAUAUACGAAAAAGUUGUUCGCUUAGUGUUAAUGAUUAUGCGAGUUAAAAUGUCUCAACGUAAAUAAAGGCUGGAUUUGCAUUAUCUUAUUAAUUUAUGAUUAUCAAUUAAAAUUAUUUUUAAGGAUAUAGUAGGAACAAAUUAUAAUAAGUCAUGGCUAUUUUGUCAUUCCUAUUAGGUAUUUGAUAUUUACUUGUGAUAACAAAAAUACUUAUUUUUUAUAUCAGUAACAAAUAAUUUAAAUCAAAACAUGACACAAAACAAUGACAAAUAGAAAUAUUUCUUUUAAGGAUAGUGUGAACAGGAGUUAAAGAUGGCUCCCAAUUAUCAGAAAUUAAAUAAUUCUCUUAGGCUUCUGUACCUUUCGGUUUAAUAUAAUACAUAAAUACUUUGAUGAUUAUAAAUUGUAUCAAUUAUUUUAUCAAGUAUGUAGAUAUAUUAUGUUUAAAAUCGAAGACCCUUGAUACAAAAAAAUGUGGAACCGUAUUACGGCAAAAAACGUAUCUUGAAGCCAAUCAGUAAUUGUUUGAUUCUGUUAAGUACCAUACCAGCUUGACUGCAGAAACUCUUUGUUAUUGUGUCAGGCAUUUCAAUAUUCGAACAGAGUCUAAAUGUUUCCUCAAAGUAUUCAAAUACUUAUUUGUGUAUGCUAAUUAAAGCACAAAAUAACUGAGGGUAUUAAAUUGAUAUUGUUAUUAUAUAGAUAAUAAGUAUUAUCUGUAACAAGCUUUAUCAUCAUAUUAAACAGUUCAAUGUUUAAAUAAAUAGGUAUACUCGCUAAAAAACUUUGCUCCUUCAAUAAAUUGGCUAUUAUGCCUACAUGUUAUCGGUACAUACUUAAGUGGAAUCAGCUUAUUUAAUAUUACAGUAAAAAGUGCGUUGUGCUUCAAUUUGAAUGGCAAGGGAGCCAGUGCAGCAUCUGGUAAAAAGAACAAUAUAUCUCAUAUGGUUACCCAUGACAUGAUGCCAUGAGCGACACAGUAUAUUGUCAUGUCCAAGAUGUAAGAAAUAUUUAUUACACGGUUGCCACUGUUAAUCAAGUGGACAUGGCAAGUUUGUCAUGAUUGUUUUAUAAUAACGAAACAGUGUUCGCUAUUCCUUAUCUUGUUAAAUUAGGUACAAUGUGGUCGGCAAAAAUCCUAGUGAUAUCAGUUAAUGUGAUAUGAACAUAUUAAUAACAGUUCUGGGUCAACUCGAACGGUAGUGGUAGUCCAACUACAGAGUAUAUCUCAGUUUAUUAUGUAUUUUAUAAUUUAUAUAUGUAUAAUAAUGUUAUGUACUUUAUGUCUAGUUUGUUAUAAUACGGUGUUUGUUAUCUUUUGUUUUUUGUUGGUGGUAUGUUCUUAUAACUAAGUUUAUAUAAGUAGGUCCUAAGUUUGUUUAUUAAUUGGGAGUGGACUUUGACAUGUCGUUAAUUUUUUUUAUAAUAAAAUGUAGUUAUGGUCUAGAUUCGAGCCCAAAAAAAUAAUCACAUUUUUAAAGUUGGCCACAAACUACAAUAAAUAUUAAGUUUUACUAUUUCGUUGAGGUUAAAAUUUACAUCAUAUUGAUGGCAUCGUAAAGAUGGUUAAAAAUUUUUUUAUCUAUCGUACAGUAAGUAAGGGAGAUGUUAAAAAUUGGUAAUAAUAAGAGGUACAUAAUGUAUCAUUUUUUAAAAAAUUGAACAUUUAAACUUGUAUGAAUAAUGUACAAUUAAAAUGUCUUCCUGUUAAAAUUACAUUUUAUAUUGAAAGGUGUAACGUUCUAAAAUAUGACAUUUUUAUUUGUAUGUAAUGAAUUUGGACAUGGGCUUAUAACUCUAGUCAUAUAUUAUUGGAAGUAAAUAAAUGUAUUAAAAUACAAAA
Messenger RNA from Galleria mellonella (greater wax moth), 2921 nucleotides. It is a transcript of the gene PMP34, whose product is annotated as peroxisomal membrane protein PMP34. Bases 302 to 1144 code for a protein of 280 amino acids. The transcript is spliced from 3 exons. NCBI's taxonomy places the organism in Eukaryota, Metazoa, Arthropoda, Insecta, Lepidoptera, Pyralidae. Gene Ontology annotation, molecular function: AMP transmembrane transporter activity; NAD transmembrane transporter activity; FMN transmembrane transporter activity. The record is from RefSeq and is a predicted model, not a curated record. Gene Ontology annotation, cellular component: peroxisomal membrane. Gene Ontology annotation, biological process: transmembrane transport.